CAAAGAAGAAUGGCCAUAGCAAAUCAUUCUACAUCAACCUUGUUUGCUUUACUGGGUUUAACACAGCAGCCAGAGCUCCAGCUGCCUCUCUUCCUCCUGUUCCUAGGAAUCUAUGUGGUGACAGUAGUGGGGAACCUGGGCAUGAUCCUCCUGAUUGCAGCCAGCCCUCUGCUUCACACCCCUAUGUAUUAUUUCCUCAGCUGCUUGUCCUUCAUCGAUCUCUGCUAUUCAACAGUCAUCACCCCCAAAAUGCUGGUGAACUUUGUAAAGAAGAAGAAUACAAUACUUUAUUCUGAGUGCAUGGCCCAGCUCUUUUUCUUUGUAGUCUUCGUGGUGGCCGAGGGUUACCUCCUAACUGCCAUGGCAUAUGAUCGCUAUGUUGCUAUCUGUAGUCCACUGCUUUAUAAUGUGACCAUGUCCCCUUGGCUCUGCUCACUACUUGUGCUGAUUGCCUUCAUCCUGGGUGUUCUGUCUGCUGUGGCCCAUACAAGUGCCAUGAUGAAACUGAGCUUCUGCAAAUCCCACAACAUCAGUCAUUACUUCUGUGAUGUUCUUCCCCUCCUCAAUCUCUCCUGCUCCAACACACACCUCAAUGAGCUCCUACUCUUUGUUGUUGCGGGGUUCAACUCCUUGGUGCCUACCCUGGCUGUUGCCAUCUCCUAUGCCUUCAUCUUCUACAGCAUCCUUCACAUCCGCUCCUCAGAUGGUCGGUUCAAAGCUUUUGGAACUUGCAGCUCUCAUCUCAUAGCUGUGGGGAUCUUCUUUGGGUCUAUCACCUUCAUGUAUUUCAAGCCCCCUUCAAGUAGCUCUCUAGACCAGGAGAAGGUGUCCUCUGUGUUCUAUACUACAGUGAUCCCCAUGCUGAACCCUUUAAUAUACAGUCUGAGGAACACGGAUGUGAAGAAAGCAUUGAGGAAGGUCUUAUUGGGGCAAUGA
Molecule: messenger RNA, 936 nt
Organism: Marmota monax (woodchuck)
Lineage: Eukaryota; Metazoa; Chordata; Mammalia; Rodentia; Sciuridae
Product: olfactory receptor 8D1
Exons: 1
Coding region: 10-936 (308 amino acids)
Biological process (GO): G protein-coupled receptor signaling pathway; sensory perception of smell
Cellular component (GO): membrane
Molecular function (GO): G protein-coupled receptor activity; olfactory receptor activity; odorant binding
Source: RefSeq, a predicted model, not a curated record